Molecule: messenger RNA, 1051 nt
Organism: Colletes gigas
Lineage: Eukaryota; Metazoa; Arthropoda; Insecta; Hymenoptera; Colletidae
Gene: Mpv17
Product: protein Mpv17
Exons: 5
Coding region: 272-811 (179 amino acids)
Cellular component (GO): membrane; cytoplasm
Source: RefSeq, a predicted model, not a curated record
UUUGACCCAAGACUUGAUAUAAUAACUGCAUGUAUUGUUAAUUAUUAAUAAUGCAAUGGGAACUUAUAUGGGAUAAAUAAAGAAAGUAGUAAUUUGUUAGGAAAAGUUUUAAAAAUGGAAUACGUAAAAAACUAGAAUUUUAUACAUAGUUUACAUAAUACGAAUAGUAUAAGUGGAAUCGCGUGUGUAACAUAGAUACAAGGUAAAGGUAUAUACGCAACGAAUUUAAAUAAUACAAUUUGAGUGAAUAGUAAUAACAUUUUCGACGAACAUGUCGAAUAUAAUAAAGAUAUAUCAAAGAUUAUUAUCAAAAUAUCCAUUAAGCACUCAAGCUAUCCAAGCUGGUACAUUCAUGGCACUCGGGGAUCAGAUUGCACAAAAUGUAAUUGAACGAAAAAAAAUUAGCGAAUUAGAUUUUAUAAGAACAGCCCAGUUUGGAUGUAUAGGUUUUUUUAUUGCUGGUCCUGUAACAAGAACCUGGUAUGGAAUACUAGAUAAAUAUAUUGGUUCUAGAGGAGGAAUUGUAGUAUUAAAGAAAGUAUGUUGUGAUCAACUGUUCUUUGCACCUUCAUUUUUAUUAGUUUUAUUAUCUACAAUUGGUAUGUUACGAGAAAGUGAUUUAGAACAUGUAAAAACAAAAUUAAAAAGUGAAUAUCCUGAAAUUUUAAAGAAUAAUUAUAAGAUCUGGCCUACUGUACAAUUAUUCAACUUUUAUUUUAUACCUUUGCAAUACCAAGUCUUAAUAGUACAAGCAGUAGCUUUGUUAUGGAAUACUUAUAUUUCAUAUAGGACUAAUUCAGGGAAAGAAUAGGUAUGUGAAAUAUUUAAAAAUUUUUAAACAUACAUGAUUUAUACUUGAUCUUUGUAAUACAAAUUUUCAUAUGCUCGAAUUUUUUGAUCUGAGAAUUGUACAUAGUAGAGUAAUAGAAAAAUGGAUACCUUUUGAGAAAUAAAAAUAAACAAUAAUGUUGAUCAUAAACAAUAUAAUAUUGGUACAUAAGAAACUAUAGUAAUACAAACAAUGGACAACCGUGUCCUUUUUACUUUUACA